GAUAAGUGCACUGCUGAAGUGCGCGUUGGGUGCGCGUUUAAGUUGGUCUCUUGAGUGGAGGUGAUGUUGCGCGCAGCAGAAGCGCUGGAAAAUGGUGUUUUCGUCUCGUGCGGCGGCACAGAAAUGCUAGUGAACACGAUGAACCGCUAAACUUAGGAUUUGCUCUUGCGGGCUGUCAGAGCUAAUGAUAUAAUAAUUAAACGCGAAUGUUCGGCGCGAGUGACCGUUGCGUUGUCAGUUUGCAGAUUUUAAUUGGAAGAACGGCGUCAAGGAUAAAAGAAGAGGAAUAAGUAAGAAUUUCGGACAUUGUGAAAGGAAUAGGCGUCGCUGGCACGCGUACCUUUUGUACGUACGUGUGUCUUUUUUUUUACACCUUACGUGGAGACGAUUUUCGUGUAAACAGAUCGUGAGUUCUCGUUUAUCAUUCGAGAUAAUGAUCCGUCUUAUUACGUAAUUUCGGCCAAAAAUGAGGAAAUGCCAUGGUGGAUAAGAAAAGUUCAGGUGAGAGCUACGCGAAUUUGUCGAACGGGUGGCGACUUUCGAAAAUGACCGAAUCUUCAACAUCAUCCGCUUCUGCACUCGUCAGAAUCAUUAGCAGCGUAGUGUCUUUUAUAAAAUGUAUUGUACGCAUUGUACUUGUAAUUCUAAACAAUGUUUAUUGCAUACCCACAUACGUGGUAUGGAUGACAUUGCUCUUUCCUGUAAAAAUGUAUCAACCGCAAAUCUAUUGGCGGAUAGAAGGCCUCUUCUUUCACUGGCUUUUAGCUAUGGUGUCCAUGUGGACGUGGACAGCCGGUUAUGAUAUUAUUGAACAAGGCGAUGACAUACAGAAGAUCGUGAGCGAAAGAACUCUUGUAAUAGCAAAUCACCAGAGCACUGGCGAUGUUCCUAUUUUAAUGACGACCUUUAAUGCCAAGCCAAACGUGCUACCAAAUCUCAUGUGGAUUAUGGACCGAGUGUUCAAGUUCACGAAUUUUGGUAUAGUUUCCAUACUCCAUGAAGACUUCUUCAUCGUCUCGGGUCGCAAGAGACGAGAGGAGAGUCUGAAGCAGCUGGAGAAACAUUUAAGGGACUCGUAUAUACCUCUAAAUCGCAAGUGGAUGGUGCUGUUCCCAGAAGGUGGUUUCCUCUGCAAGCGGCGUGAGACCUCGCAGAAGUUCGCCAAGAAGAAUAACUUGCCUACACUGGAGAACGUUACGUUACCAAGGGUUGGAGCCAUGCAGACGAUAUUCGAUGUCGUCGGUCCAGCACAGAACAAUAACACGACGGACCAACAAUUAAACAACAGACCAAGCAUGACAGUAGCUAAGCCUGAAAUUAGUUGGGUUCUCGAUAUAACGAUAGCAUAUCCUCAAGGCAAGCCGAUAGACUUACCUACAAUUAUAACUGGCGUGAGGCCACCUUGUGAUACUGUGCUUUUUUAUCGACUCUUCCCUAGUUCCGUGGUACCCAGAGAGCCGGAAGCGCUGACCAGAUGGUUGUAUGACAGAUGGGCGGAGAAGGAGGCGCUUUUGGAAAAUUUUUACAAACAUGGAAACUUUCUGGGCACUCAAGGUCAAGCUGCUGAGGGUUCGAAAAUUCAGCAGGAUCCCUUACGAUUCCUAGUCCUUCAUUUAUUCUUCAUAACUUCUAGUUACAUACAUUAUAACAUGAUUGCGUAUGUCUUGUCAUGUAUAUGGUAAUUUGGACGUUAUUCUACGUUGAGAAAUGUGAGUCCUCAAAAAAUGCAUGGCAAGAGUGUCACUGGCAUCCAAGUGGACGGGCCCAGAAUACAUUUAAAGAAAACGAGAAACAUAUUCCUGCCUUAAAUGAUUAUCUCAAAAUUGAGUCGUACGAGAGGCCAAGAUGCCAAAUCGGAUCAGUCAGAUAGUAUUAAAUCACGACGUUCUUGGAGUAUCAUCCGAUUUUACGUCGUUGACAAUGAUAAUUCUAAUGAUUACGUGUUUCGUAUUUCGGGGCAAACGCGGAAUCGAUUUUUUAUACCAAUUUGUGGCCGACGAGCCCAUAGAAAGGAAUUAACCUCACAAAUUGAUCGUCAUUAACUAUUAAAGAGAAGGUGUAACGUGGCUCAUGAUUUUAUGAAAUUAUAAUGUAAAUGAAGGAUAAAAGUAAAAUGUUGAUAUCACUAUCUUAAUUCGUUUGCUGAUGCGACGCUCGAAAAACUCAGAACUUUGUGCGUUACGAACCAAGCACAAUUUUUAAUUUUUACCACAACCGUCAUUGAUCAUCCUCGUAUCAAUUGAAAAUUAUAAUUUGGUUCACCCAAGUCACGAUUAUAUUUCUUUUUUUAUAUAUAUUUUUCUUUUUCCUUGCGGAUAUCCAAGAACACGAGCUGAUUGAAUGUCUAGAUACUAAUCGUUCGAGCACGGGAAUUGGGCUAUCACAAAAUUAAAAAGCAAAAACUCUGCAUAUCUUGUGAUACUUAAAAUGAAUGUCUGUAAUUAGAAAUUGUCUUCUUCUUUUGCUUGUCGUUAGCUCUUAAAACUAUUACAAUCGUUAAUAGAUUCACUUCGUAAUCGUCAUGAGAAUCGGAACAGAGGAAAAUUGCGAUGGUGGUUUAAAGACAGUCGGGCGUGUGAAACUUGAUGUAUGUAUGUACACUUAUCUGAAUUAUUGGCUGGGACUAUGACAAAGGUUAACAGAUACGUAGAAUUUUGUGUAUUAAUCCAGAACGGGUUCACGAUCACUAUUAACUAUUGUAUACAUAGGUAAAAUUAAAAGAAAAGAAACAAGUAUGUAUUCGAAGACUCAAUGUACCUGGCGAUUAACCAUCUAUCCAAUUGACUCUGCUAAUCAUUUCUCUCGUGAAUCGAUGGUCUCUAGAGAUAUUAGAGUACGUAGACACGAAACACUAUCUUUGACACAUCUAUCUCUUGAUACUAAGAGAUUUGAAGAAUAUUAAGCUUUGUCACUGCAUCAUCAUAUCACGUGUUUAUAAAAGGAAUUACACUGUCUCUUGAAAUGGAAUGAACUUUGCGCAAAGGUUUAGGACGAGUUAAAAGAAAUAUAUUGCGCAAAUAUUAUAACGAUAGCCUAGAUUUUUAAUCAAGCGAAUGAUAGCAUAAGGAGAGUCUUGUGAUUAGCUAUCGUUUUUGUACGACGUAUGCACGUGCUUCGCGUUGGAAGGAAAUUUUGUCGAAAACACAAAAGUACGCCGUUUUUAUGGAAUUACGUAACGAUAUACUUGACAAUGCAAAUGCCAGACGGAUAGACGUGACGCGUUCUUCUUCUUUCUUCCUUCUUCUUUCUAACUUUUUCCUUUUUAUCAAGUUUUUACAUAGUAACGCUUUUGUUUCAUCUCUCUUACACUUAAUGCGUCUGCUGUCCACGCGUCUCGUAUUCGCUGGCAGAUAAUAUUUUUUAAGCCGAAGUCAAUACUGUGUCUAUACAUACUGUUAACAAUAACGAUUCAAUCAUAGGGUACUGCAGGUUUUUGUAAUUGGGAAAAUUGAAUUGAUUGUAAAGACGACUAAGACAGAAAGUAGAGAUAGUAAGAAGUGCAAACUUUUAUGAAACAUUAGAAAAGUCUUAAGCAAGGAGGAUUCAUGUGACAGCAGGGUAAUUGCUGUGGGAAAGUUUCGCCAUUAAAGUUUCUAGAGCGACGGGGCUUGUGCAUUGUGCACGGUGGUGGACUAGAUUGUUAAAAAAAAAAGAAAAAAUACCUUUGAUAAAAAAUACAAACUUUUGAAUGAAACUUAAUACGUUAAGUCAGUCGUGCCUUGUUCCUGCUGACAGCUUCAUUAUUAAUUGUACAUACACGUCCAAUAUGUCCUUGCGUGCGUCACGGUUUUUUCGCGCGAAUCGCAGUAAUAGUUGUAAUAAUAAUAAUAGUAGUAAUAAUGAUGAUAAUAAUGACAAAAGACUUGCAACCGUUAAUUAUGAUGAUAAUGAUUUUGUCGAGUCGUCGCGAUAGGAAAGAAAAAAGCGAAUGGAAUUUUUUCUUUACUAUCAAAAUUUAAUUUAAUUGAAUGGCGACGCGAUUUGUCUUGUACAAUCUUAUUAGCUUUCGAAGAAUGAGUUAGAAAAUAUAAAAUAGAUUAAUUCGCGCACGCUCAGCACUGCAAAGCUCAUGGAAAGAUACUUUAAUGAACUUUUAUUCGGUUACUCGAAUUGGGAAUGUGGUAGGAUAGAAUUUUUCAAAAAAUCAAAAACACUAGCUAAUACUCUAAAUGAUUUAUAGACCGCGACUGCAAUAUUGUUGUUUGCAGGGUCAAAGCGUUUCGAUACUGUCCUGGGUUAUGGAAGACAAGCUUUAUCUUUCUCGUGAUUAUUCUUCAUUUCUUUUUUUUGUCGCAGACGAUAGAUAUUCGAUCAAUUAAUUUACAACAUUUGACUGUAUGCGUAAUGUAAUUUUAUUAAAAUGAAAGCUGACUCACUCGUAUAUGUUUCGAGUGAAGAUUUCAGCGUGGAUUAUUAUUGUCUCAAGUCGUGGAAGAAUCAGAAUCACUUGUAAUUAUUGUCUCUUGUUUAACUUUGUCCUUGUAAUUCUUUCUGCGACAAAAUUGAAUAACCAAUUACAUAGAGUAAUACUGAGACUAUGUGAAACAAAAUUAAUAUGAAAUUGUUAGAGAAAUGAAUGGAAGUCCUUGCGAUGACUAAGUGUAAUAAUUCUAAAAGUACAUUCUAAAGAUCCAUCCGUAAUAGUUGGUAGCCUAGGAAAAAUUUAUUUAUCCAGUCAUGCAGCCAAUGAUUAGGAAUGACACUGGAAGUCACAAGUGCCUACUGAUUGUGCAAACAAUCACUAGGGCUAUGGUCUCUUCUGGAAAUGUAAAUCCAAUCGGUCGCAUUUCUUUGCAUUUAAUUUUCUCAUCUUGAUUAUCUUGUGAACCAAAAGUAUGAUUGAGAUGAAAGUGUUUGUGUGUUCUUUGAAUUUGAUAUUAAUACUUGCUGCUGGCUCAGUUUGAAUGCUUGAUUGAUUUGAUUGACUGACUGGGAAUUAAGAAAUGUCUGGUCAUAGGAAUGAAUGCGAUAAAAAUGAAAAUUUGCAGAUUAUGCAGUUUCUUUAUGUCUUUAGUAUUUCUCAUUCGAUGAUGAUGACUGCUCUUUGUCAUUUGAAUAUUUUAUAUCGUUCAGUUCUGAUACGAGUGAAGGAUAUAUCAUGUAGGUAAUUGAAUGUUAAUGCCUGGGAAUAAUGAAAAAUAGUAUGGCGGAGUGUUUAUUUUAAGUCGCCGAAAUGCGCAUGAAACAUAUUGUACAGAAGUGGCGGGACGCUCGGUCGCUGUUAGUAGUCAAAGUAUUUUUACACUUGUGCAUAAUAAAUAAUUGAUUGAAUUUUAAUCGUAUUGCGAAUCUAUUAGCGUCGCGGAGCAACGUCGAGAGAAUAUGUGUGAUUGCGUUCUUUUGUUUUCUUUUAUUUUUCUUUGGAUCUUCGCAGCUUCCUCACGUUUAUUAUUGUUCAGAAUUUAUGUAAGCGCAGGAACGAAUGGAUGAUGCAAAUGGUUCAGUAUAUUAUUUGCAUUAGUCGCUUAAUUUGUCUUAUGCGAAUUCGAACCCCUUCAUUUGCGCGUACAUAGAUCAUUUCAAGCAGACAUGAAAUUUGUAGAUUUUAAGUAUAAUUAUAGUGAUAUAUAGUAGCAGAGACCAACGUCGUUUCGAAGUGUUUCUCGGCAACGCGACGUCUGUUUCUGGUCAAAUUAUCCUAAAUGUAAUAAUUAUUGUAAUUAAAACACAAAAUAAAUAAUUAAUACAUAA
Molecule: messenger RNA, 5691 nt
Organism: Cephus cinctus (wheat stem sawfly)
Lineage: Eukaryota; Metazoa; Arthropoda; Insecta; Hymenoptera; Cephidae
Product: acyl-CoA:lysophosphatidylglycerol acyltransferase 1
Exons: 6
Coding region: 480-1682 (400 amino acids)
Cellular component (GO): endomembrane system
Molecular function (GO): acyltransferase activity
Source: RefSeq, a predicted model, not a curated record